Molecule: messenger RNA, 1055 nt
Organism: Meloidogyne enterolobii
Lineage: Eukaryota; Metazoa; Nematoda; Chromadorea; Rhabditida; Meloidogynidae
Source: the annotation of a GenBank genome assembly
AUGCCUAAAUAUUCUUUUAAUUGUCGAGAAAUACAAAAUUUAUUAAAUGGAAUUGUUUGUUUAUUCAAGCCAAGAGAUAUUCCUUUAUCUGCUUUACAAAGAUUGUUUUUAAAAGAAAUUUGUGAUCAAGCAAAUGUGAUUGCUCAAUGUCGUCCACUCCCAUUAAUUGAAAUGCCAAUAGUUGAAGAACAUAAAGAAACUGGUUCUCUUUUAAUUGUUGGAAAACGGCAACAAAUUGAUUACAGUUUGCACCCUUCAAUUGUUGGGGAAAUGUUUAGACCAGAAGAAUUUCAAAUGGAACCGUUAAAUCCUUUAGAACCAUCCAGUUCUGGUGUCUGUGUUUUUGGUCUCAAUGAUGGUUGUGAUCGUUUAGAGGCUAUUCGAAGUUUAGCCUGGGUUAAUGAAUAUUUUAUUGAAGCAGAAUUGGGUAGAGGUACUCAUCUAAACUCUAUAAGAGGAACUGUUAAUUCAAGAAUGGAAUAUGAUCAUGUUUCUCAACCUCGAUUAAAUACUUUACUUUCUCUUCUGCGUUUACAAUACAAAAAGGCAUCUUUUGAAUUUGCAAAUUUAAAUAUGCAAAGUCAACAAGCUUUUGAAUUAGCUAGGCGUGGAGCCCCCAGACCAAGAGUUCUUGGAAGUCCAUUAAUUUUUGGUUUAGAUUUAUGUUAUUUUAAACUUCCUUAUUUUAAAUUAAAUAUUCAAAUAAAUGUGAUUUUAUACACGAAAUUGGAUUAAAUCUGUCAACAGUUGCAAGUACUAGAAAAUUACGGCGAACAAGACAAGGCUUUUUUGGGAUUGAACACGCACUUUUAGACAAACAUUUCCAUUUAGAAUCUGUUUUAAAAAAUAUUUUAAUGUGCGAAAAAAUUUUGGCAAAAAAUUUGGAAAAUUUAAAUUGUGAAAUUAUUGAAUUAAAUGAAGAUAAUGAAGAAAAAGAAAAUAAAUUUUUGGAACGUUAUAAAUUAAAAAAUGAAGAUUUGGAAAAUGAAAAGUUGCCUGAAUUAGAAGAUUGCUUGAAAUUACCUUUUGGAAGAGAAUAUAAAAUUUGUUAAUUU